Messenger RNA from Pseudopodoces humilis (Tibetan ground-tit), 4738 nucleotides. RefSeq names its product polypeptide N-acetylgalactosaminyltransferase 4 (gene GALNT4). Gene Ontology annotation, cellular component: Golgi apparatus. Gene Ontology annotation, biological process: protein O-linked glycosylation. The record is from RefSeq and is a predicted model, not a curated record. NCBI's taxonomy places the organism in Eukaryota, Metazoa, Chordata, Aves, Passeriformes, Paridae. Gene Ontology annotation, molecular function: polypeptide N-acetylgalactosaminyltransferase activity.
GCCGGAGGGGCAGGGGGCUGCUCCGUGCCUCCGCCGCCACCCCGCUCCCCCGCCGUCCCCCUGGAAUCUACCGGGCCCAGCACGGCUGGCUGGCUGCAAACUCUGCCGGCGGCCCGAGCCCGAGGCUGGGCGUGCCUGCAGCCCCCUCCUCCCCGGGGGUGCGGGGAGACCCGGCAGGAGUUCACGGACCCGUCUCUGCUAAGGAGCUGCUUUUAACUCCCUAAGAUGAGGAUCCGUCUGGCGAGAAGAUGGACGUGGGUCCGCAAAAGCUGCGUGUUCCUCGGCUUCUUAAUGAUCGCUUACUUUGUGGUCGAGCUGUCGGUUUCUUCCUUUGGUGCCUCCCUCGCCGGCGAGAGCAUCGCUAAAGGGAAAUGGGAGAGGCGCUUUUCUGACAGAACAGAAGAAGCUGUCGAUUUGGCUCGUCCAGUGUAUGACAAACCCCCACCUGACCCUUACGCUCCAGGAGAAUGGGGUAAACCCUCUCGCCCACAGCUGAGUCCUGAGGAAAAGAAACAGGAAGAAGAGCUGAUUGAGAAAUAUGCAAUAAAUAUUUAUUUAAGUGAUAAAAUUUCUCUCCACCGGCACAUUGAAGAUAAUCGACUGAGUGGUUGUAAAGCUAAAUCUUACAGCUACAGAAGACUGCCCACCACAUCUGUUAUAAUUGCUUUCUACAAUGAAGCCUGGUCAACACUGCUGCGAACGAUACACAGUGUUCUUGAAACAACACCUUCAGUGCUUCUGAAAGAAAUUAUACUGGUGGAUGACCUGAGCGAUAAAGUGUAUUUGAAGGCUGAACUCGAAAAAUACAUAAGUAGUCUGAAAAGAGUUCGCUUGAUAAGAACCAACAAACGAGAAGGAUUGGUUCGUGCACGCUUGAUUGGCGCUACCUUUGCUACCGGUGAUGUUCUCACAUUCCUAGAUUGUCACUGUGAAUGUGUUUCCGGCUGGCUGGAACCACUGCUCGAAAGGAUUGCUGAGAAUGAGACUGUUAUUGUUUGUCCUGUCAUUGACACCAUUGACUGGAAAACAUUUGAAUACUACAUGCAAACGGCAGAGCCCAUGAUUGGGGGCUUUGACUGGCGGCUGACGUUCCAGUGGCACUCGGUGCCUAAACACGAACGUCUCAGGCGCAGAUCUGAAACCGACCCAAUCAGAUCCCCAACUAUGGCUGGUGGCUUGUUUGCUGUCAGCAAGAAGUAUUUUGAGUACCUGGGAACCUAUGAUACAGGAAUGGAUGUUUGGGGAGGGGAGAACUUAGAAUUAUCAUUUAGGGUUUGGCAGUGUGGCGGCAUGUUGGAGAUUCAUCCGUGCUCCCAUGUGGGCCAUGUGUUUCCAAAGCGUGCGCCCUAUGCUAGACCAAAUUUCCUUCAGAACACAGCACGUGCUGCUGAGGUGUGGAUGGAUGAGUUCAAAGACCACUUCUACAACAGAAAUCCUUCAGCAAGGAAAGAAAAUUACGGAGACAUUUCUGAAAGAAAGAUUCUUAGAGAGCGUUUGAAAUGCAAGAGUUUUCACUGGUAUUUAAAAAAUGUAUUUGCUGAGUUGCAUGUACCAGAAGAUCGUCCAGGCUGGCACGGUGCUAUCCGCAGCAUGGGAAUACCUACAGAGUGCCUUGACUAUGUCUUACAGGAACAUAAUCCUACAGGGUCUCACCUUUCUCUCUUUGGUUGUCAUGGUCAGGGAGGCAACCAAUUUUUUGAAUAUACAUCAAACCAGGAGAUUAGAUUUAACUCUGUAACUGAGCUGUGUGCUGAAGUCCCUGAGCGUGAAGAUUUCAUAGGUAUGAGGAGCUGCCCAAAAGAUGGAUCUCCCAUCCCAGAAAUUAUUAUCUGGCACUUCAGAGAAGAUGGGACUAUUUAUCAUCCUCAUUCGGGGAAGUGCCUUACUGCUUAUCGUACGACUGAGGGCCACGCUGAUGUGCAAAUGAGAACUUGUAAUGCUGGAGAUAAAAAUCAGAUUUGGAAAUUUGAAAAAUAAUCACUGCUGGUAGUGUGAAUCGAAUGGACUGUGAUCUCCAAGCUUUUUACACGUGUGAGCAGAUAGCAAUGUUUGAUUGAGUACCUUGGAAUGUUUUCAGAUGUGUCUGUAGUGAUGAACUGUAUGGAAAGCAAAAGUAAAUAGUGGGGUUUGGUUUCUAAAACAUGGAUUAGAACAUCUAAUACUUUUCACUUUUGUAAAAUUUUGAUCCAUUAUUAAUUUGCUCAGUCUUGAUUAUGGUAAAACAAAACUUUCUGAGUGGACUGAGGAGGGAUUUUUUCCAUCCUAAAAUCAUGCAAUAAUCCUGCAAGAUAAAUGUUACAUGUAAACAAAAAAAAAAAUAUUUACAACAUGAAAGUUAAGGUUCUUGCAGUGGUAUUAGCUGACCUAUGUUGCAUUUGCAUUAUAAAAUAUGUAUCUAACACCCUAAGUAAUGCUACAGUAGCAUUGGAGUAGGUUGAAUGGAGGCACAUUGAUUGACGGUACAUGCUAUUAAGGGUACUAUAUUACAUAGAAGAACAGGAAGUUUAUUUACCUAGAAGGGCUUUGGUACUGCUUUGCAAUCUUGUACCUAUUAUAAAUCUUACCCCGUGGGGCUUAGUCAGGAGCUCUCAUGCAUUUAGAGGUGAGUGUGGUACCAGUGGAACCAAGGACAUGUUGGCGAUAUCACAAAUAGAAAAAAUAGCGACAGCUACAAGUAAGAAUUUUGUUUAAAGGCAAUGGAAGGAAGGGAGCCACAAAAUUGCCUUAGCUACUGCUGUUUCUUAGCUAUAUAUUUAAUGUAUGCAUUGCCUCUGUGUAAGUUUUCCAUGUUCAGCCCCACAUCCUAGGGACACAAAAGUUAUGUGAUCUAGACCCAUGUUUGGAUUUUUUGUUGUUUGUUUUUUGUUGGUUUUUUUUUCAUUUCAUCUGUCAGCAGGGUAGAGGAAGGUAACAUCAAGGAACAUUUGGGCUGUUUUAUUCUGCUUUUUGUGUUUUGGCAACAGCUGGCAUGGGCCAGCCCUUGAAAGAGUUUUGAAAUAAUACAGCAUUAACUGCCUCUAGUCAAAACAAUACUACUGGAGACCUUGGGUAAGGCUGGGAAGCAGAAGCUUCUGACAUGAAGGGAGUUGAAAUGACAAAGGACAGCUUGGAUGAAACUAAGAUUUGUUGGUAAGGUGGUUCACAGAAUUACUUAUUUAGAAUAUUUUCUUUUUUCUGUUAUGCUGAGUUUUUGAAGAAUACUGAUUCUUGAAUCAUAUCACUAAUUGUUUUGAUUGUGAUUAUAGAUGGUAGAUGUCACAGAUAUAUUGUGUACUUGAAAGAAAUUUUUCAUUAGUAUCUGUAUUUUAGUUUCAUAAGAUUUAAGUUGAACACUUUUCUUAAUGUGUUGUGCAUUCCAGCUGCUUUGAUUAUUUUCAAUUAAGUGAUAAAUAUUCUUCAGUAGUAAGUAGUAGUUUAGUAAGUCUUUACAUGGGGCUGGUAGGUAGAAAUGUAAGCUAGUGAGCAUUAGGAAUCUGGAUACUUGAGGAAUGUAGUGGAUGUGCAUUUGCUACAGGUGUUGGUGGUGGAAGGGUUAAAAAGGGACUAGUGAAAACUGAUGUAGUUGAAGUUUUGCCAAAAAUAAAGUAAGAUUAAGUUAGAACAUAUUCUUAAAUCUUAUUGACUUGGAAGCCUUGAGCAGUUUGGGUGGAAACAGGUUAAGAUAGAAGAUGAACAGAAGAAAAUUUGGAGCUUGGAAUGCAGCAUUGAAUCAUGCUAAAAAUGGUUGCCACUGUGUGGCAUGGAUUCUUUUAAGACUUUAAUUUAUUUUUAGGCAGUUACUUGCAAUUUGAUGUUUUCCCAUUUUUCAUCUUCCUUUUUCCCCCAAGUUGGUUUUUUUGUUGUUGUUGGUUUUUUGUUUGUUUGUUAAAAAAAAAAGAAAGGGAACUUUUUACUACAUAAGGGAAACAUUCCUGAGAAAUUGCAUUCCACUUUGCAGCAGGAAUUCUUUUGUGGACCUGCAAGUUAUGAACCAUUUAUCAAAUUUUAAAAGGCAACCAGUCAUUAUGUACUGGGGCAAUAAAUUUUAUAAAUUAUGUGCUUUUGUGAAAAGUUUGCUGUUACAGUCAAUAGAAAUUACAGGAAAAAGGCCUAGAUUCUCCUGUGUGGCAGAUCAUAAAUGGUAUGUGCAAUGCAUGUUUCUUCAGAUAAAAGUAAUAAAAUGCUGUGAGUAUAGACUAUGCAAAUUUUAUACAGUUAAUUUUUUAGCACUUGGCAAAAACUGCUUCUCAUAUAAAGAAAUACCUUCAAGUUAAACCUGACUUUCAAAGUAUUCCUUAUCUAUUUAAGCAAUAAUUAGAAGUGAAUCUGCCUCUGAGUUUGAGAAGUUAUUCUCUCUAUGUAUAUGAAGCCUUCCUCUUCCUCAUGACAUCCAUUUCUAUUUUUUGGUGAUAUUUUGAAACAAACUGGGGAGAAAAUAACAACAACAACCAAAAAAGAAUAAAAUUUAAAUCUUCCCAAUGGGAAUUAAAAAACAUGUGAAUAAAAGGAAGAGGGACUAGAGAAAGAAAAAGAAAAAACAGAAAACAUGUUACCAUUUCAAUACUCCUAUCCAGCUAUUUUUCAGUACGUACAGAUUUCUGGAAAAUCUGAAACUUCAAAUGGUUUUCUAUUCUGUUAGACUUUGAAGAUUUGGUGAACACUUGUAUAUAUUUUAAACUACUGAUUCUAAGUGACUUAAAAGAAAUUGAAUGUAAACUUAACACUGAAUAAAUGUGGAGGGCUUUGGGAUUUCUUUUGA